Messenger RNA from Gongylonema pulchrum, 414 nucleotides. The record is from the annotation of a GenBank genome assembly. Lineage: Eukaryota; Metazoa; Nematoda; Chromadorea; Rhabditida; Gongylonematidae.
AUGCAGUUCACAGCGCCGCUUGCAAAGAAUCGUAUCAGGAUACCGACCAAAACAAAUCUGGCAAAGAAUGACCGACUUCAGUUCAAAGAAUUCCUGCCCCUGAAAUCGACGAAUUUUGUCAUGGGCGGCUACAGCAAGCCCCGAGGUGAGACGUGUACAAAGGAGCUACAGGCUCUUUUUGAGUGUCUCAAAAAGUGGGAAUUCGAUAAUUUGCCAUGCGCAGACUUUAAUCGGAUCUAUGUGGAUUGCGUGGACCGCGUCCAUCGGGCCAAUUUGGAGCUCACCGAGGCUUUAAAAAAGUAUCCACAGCCCGAGCUUGGCAAGUAUCCGUUCAAGGCGAUGAGGCGGCUUCCCAGUCAGUCUUACGCUGAUGAUAUUUUCCACAGAAAGAAUAAAUUCGGUAAACGAAACUGA